GGUCCUGCCGAAGUUACCGUCCGGUUCCUGGUAGCACCAAUCAACCCACUAGACAUGCUGGUGCUCUCAGAGGUCUACCCGGUCAAGCCCUCACACCAUCUCAACGGCGAGGCGAUCAUUGGAUACGACGGCGUGGGCGAGGUCAUCAAAUGCGGACCGGACGUCGACCAGCUGAGGCCGGGCGACAAGGUGAUUCCGGCAAAGUUCGGCGUGGGAACCUGGCGCACGGCGGCAGUGCUGCCGGCAUUGUCGCUUCAGAAACUCGGCGAGACACCCGCGGACCUCGCCUUUGCGGCUAUCCUGCGGGUGACUGUGGCGCCGGCAUACUGCUUGGUCGAAGACAUGGCGACGCUCCGGCCAGGGGCCUGGAUCAUGCAGAACGCGGGAACGUCAGCAGUGGCGCAGAUGGUGGUGCAGUUUGCGCGCAUGCGCGGCUUGUACGUCGUCAACAUCAUCCGGGACCGGCCAGGUCGCGAGGAGGCGGUGGUCAAGCAGGCGCUCCGAGAGCUGGGCGUCGACCUCGUCCUCACCGAAGCUGAGGUUGCCACGCCCGAUGGCCUGGCCCAGCUGCAGGCCCGCCCCAUCAUGUUGGCUCUAGACUCUGUCUUUGGCGCAUCAGGCCAGGCUCUCGUCAAGGCGCUGGCUCCAGGAGGCACGUACGUGCAGCUCGGAUUCCUCUCAGGCGCCCAGGCGCAGCUGUCGCUUGAUGCCUCGGACGUAUUCGGGCGCAACUUGACCAUAAAGGCCUUCCGCGGCACUGUGCAGCUCGCCCUACGCUCUCCGCAGCAGCAAGCCGACUUAUGCGACUGGUUCGUUGGCCUCUUCAAUCGCGGCCUGCUCCAGCUGCCCACCCUAGGCCUUUCCCGCGUCGAUUGGGAGGUCAGUGACGGCGCUGCUGCGGAGGCCAAGGUCGUUUCUGCUAUCAAGCGUGCUCAGGAUGCUGCGCUGGGCCAAAGGAAGCAGAUUCUUGUG
Aplosporella prunicola CBS 121167 is the source of this 972-nucleotide messenger RNA. RefSeq lists its product as uncharacterized. The annotation marks the transcript as partial. The record is from RefSeq and is a predicted model, not a curated record. The transcript has a single exon. Gene Ontology annotation, biological process: fatty acid metabolic process. Gene Ontology annotation, molecular function: trans-2-enoyl-CoA reductase (NADPH) activity. Gene Ontology annotation, cellular component: mitochondrion. Lineage: Eukaryota; Fungi; Ascomycota; Dothideomycetes; Botryosphaeriales; Aplosporellaceae.